Molecule: messenger RNA, 2193 nt
Organism: Pochonia chlamydosporia 170
Lineage: Eukaryota; Fungi; Ascomycota; Sordariomycetes; Hypocreales; Clavicipitaceae
Product: ankyrin repeats (3 copies) domain-containing protein
Exons: 1
Coding region: 1-2193 (730 amino acids)
Molecular function (GO): protein binding
Source: RefSeq, a predicted model, not a curated record
AUGGAUACACCGCAUUUAUCUGAAGGCCGUGACUGGCUUAGCCGAAUGCCGAAUGAACUACUGCUGAUGGUUGGCAAUAAUCUUCGAAUUGUGGCGGAUAUAGGUUCACUAGCGAGGGUAAAUCGCCAUUUUCACCAAGUAUUCAACCACACUCUAUACAAUACUCAACUGAGAACUCGUCUCGACAAACGUGCUCUACCUUGCGCAGUUCGGAAGGGGUGCGAAGCUGGGGUUGUCAAGGCACUGAAUGCCGGUGCGAGGGAACUCGUCAACAGUUCCUUCCCAGAAAUGCGAUGGAAUCCGAGAUUUUCCACGGGUCUGGAUGAAAACCUACUGUACCAUGCUGUUUUUCAUGGGUAUCGUGGUAUUGUGAAGCUGCUGCUGGAUGCCGGUGCUGUACAUCCACACGUAUCAAGACGGCAAAGGAGACGCACGCCACCAGACACAUAUCACCAUCAAUAUCCCAAUCUUCGGAUUGAUCAGGAGCAUAUUCUCGAAACGGCAGUACAGAUGGGUCACUAUGCCAUAGCACAGGACCUUCUAAGUCAUGGGGGCUUUACUACGACGCGAUCGCUUAUUGCUUCUCUGCGAGCGGCGGCGAGCAAUGGACACAGUGGCAUAUUCUUUGAGCUUUUAUCACAUCUAGAAGACGAAACGAGUCCUGAGGUGCAGGAUUGGCUUGUGAACCGAGCCAUAAUCGAUAUUUGUCGACCUGAGUACGAAAUUGACAAGGAGAACAAGAAACUAGCCGAGGUAAUGUCGAUGGCGGAUUACGUCCUAAGGCGUAUUAAAGAAGAGCACUGGGAGAUGAACAUUCACAAUUCACUACACCAAGUUUGUCGUGGGCAUAUGGAUUCUGCUGAGCUGCUCGAAUUGUUUAUUUCUCAUGGGUUAGAUCCGAUGCUACGGGACGAUGAUUACCGCGAUCGACUACCCAUCGCUGCCGCAAUGCAGACCAGAAACACAACGAUUGUGAAGCAUCUCAUCGACCAGGGACACUUUAGCAACCAUCCAUUUGACCUUGAAUACCUUCUUGAAGAGGUUUGCUUCGGGGACCCCACCAAAGAAGACGAGUAUAUUGCGAUUGCUGAAUGGCUUUUUGCCCAAGGGGCAGCACUACAUGAACCUUCAAGAAUAGUCAAGGAUGCGGCAGGAAGAUUGUGCAGGUACGGAAAUGGUCGACUAUUUCAAUUACUUCUCGACAACGACCCCGAAUUCAAUAGGGUCGUCUUGGACAAGUCACCAAAUCUCUUGCGGUAUGCCUGCAAAGACGAAACGGACAGUCAUCUUGCCCUCACGAAGGUGGUCUUCAACAAGGAAGCUAAGCCUAACUCUGGGUCGCGUUUACACCCCAAGUUACCGCAACUACAUUUCGCAUGUACGCGCGGAAAACGUAACUCUAUCAAGGUCAUGGUGGAGUACACGGGUAAACCGACGGGGAAGGCUAGCGACGUAUUUCCAUUUAACACACUUGACAUCUCCUUGGCGAUUCGGGAUUCGAAAACGGUUCAGAUGUUGCUUGAAUAUGCGAAAGCUGAGAAGUCGCGCCGUGGACAGGAUGCUGGUGACGAACCAGCCGGCGGACUCCAAGCACUGUUGAGUCUUGAUUCAAACGACGUUAUCAUAAACCCUCACUAUUACUUCACCGAAGCAGCAGGUCAAGGUGAUGUCAAGACAAUGAGUGACUUCUUUGACAAGCGCAUCUUUCCACCCUUGGAAAAUGCCUGGAUCUACAGAUAUUUCGACCAUCCACUUAUGAAUGCCGUCGCAAAUAACCAUCCAGCGGCUGUGCAAAAAUGCCUUGACAUGGGCUAUGAUCCUCUUUCAGUGAGCAACUUUUACAAGACACAAGGCGAAGACGGCUUAAUCGUGGCGGCUUGCUACAGAGACAGCGUUAAGGUGCUUGAUGUCAUACUACGUAUGCCGCAGCGGGAACACGACAUCGUUGAAGGGCUCAAACUCGCCAUCGACAAGAAUAAUGUAGAGAUGGUGAAAAGGAUAUACAUGCAUUUGGUCAAGAGUAAUCCAGGUGAGGUUAUUCUACGGAAGAUCUUUAACUAUGCAAGGGGGCGUAAGAAUGCAAGAAUGAUGGAUGCUCUGGAUGAUAUGGGGGCACCGUAUGAUGGAGAGUUUUGGUGGUCGGAAAGACAUGAUAACCCGAAAUAUGUGUGUGAUUUUCCCAAAAGAAGAUGA